AAGCGGCAGGACGCGCGGCGGCGGGUGGCAGGAGCGCUGGGGAACGGGCCAGCCGAUUAGCCUUCUCGGCCACCGCGCCACAAGAGCUCGAGCAACUCGGACGCGGGGACCCGGGCCGGGCCCCAAGAUGCCAGCGAUCGCGGUGCUCGCGGCGGCUGCCGCGGCGUGGUGCUUCCUCCAGGUCGAGAGCCGGCACCUGGACGCGCUCGCCGGAGGCGCGGGCCCCAACAACGGCAAUUUCCUGGACAAUGACCAGUGGCUGAGCACAGUCUCUCAGUACGAGCGGGACAAGUACUGGAACCGCUUUCGAGACGAUGAUUAUUUCAGAAACUGGAAUCCCAACAAGCCUUUUGACCAAGCCCUGGACCCAUCCAAAGAUCCCUGCCUGAAGGUGAAAUGCAGCCCUCACAAGGUGUGUGUGACCCAGGACUACCAGACUGCCCUGUGUGUCAGCCGCAAGCACCUGCUCCCCAGGCAAAAGAAGGGGACAGUGGUCCACAAGCACUGGGUCGGACCUUCGAAUCUGGUCAAGUGCAAGCCCUGCCCCGCGGCACAGUCAACCAUGGUCUGUGGCUCCGAUGGCCACACCUAUACAUCCAAGUGCAAGUUGGAGUUCCAUGCUUGCUCUACUGGCAGAAGUCUCACCACCCUCUGUGAUGGGCCAUGUCCAUGUCUCCCAGAGCCCGAGCCGCCAAAACACAAGGCAGAAAAGAACGCCUGCACGGACAAGGAGUUGAGAAACCUUGCUUCCCGACUCAAGGACUGGUUUGGAGCCCUUCAUGAGGAUGCAAACAGGGUCAUCAAGCCCACCAGCUCUGAAACAGCCCAAGGCAGGUUUGACACCAGUAUCCUGCCCAUCUGCAAGGACUCCCUGGGCUGGAUGUUCAACAAGUUGGAUAUGAACUAUGACCUCCUGCUUGACCACUCAGAGAUCAACGCCAUCUACCUGGAUAAGUACGAGCCCUGUAUCAAGCCUCUCUUCAAUUCCUGUGACUCCUUCAAGGAUGGCAAGCUCUCUAACAAUGAGUGGUGCUACUGCUUCCAGAAGCCUGGAGGUCUCCCUUGCCAGAAUGAAAUGAACAGGAUCCAGAAGUUGAGCAAGGGGAAAAGCCUGUUGGGAGCAUUCAUCCCUCGGUGUAAUGAGGAGGGCUAUUACAAAGCCACACAGUGCCAUGGCAGCACGGGGCAGUGCUGGUGUGUGGAUAAAUAUGGCAAUGAGCUAGCUGGCUCCAGGAAACAGGGUGCUGUGAACUGUGAGGAGGAGCAGGAGACCUCGGGGGAUUUUGGCAGCGGUGGCUCUGUGGUUCUGCUGGAUGACCUGGAGGAUGAGCAGGAGCUGGGACCCAAGGACAGACUGGGGAAGCCGCGGGUGCAUGCCCGGGCAGUGACGGAGGAUGACGAGGAUGAGGACGACGACAAAGAGGAUGAGGUCGGGUACAUAUGGUAGUUCCCACACGGAGGAGGACACGAGGUCUGCACAGAAUUGCAAGUCACUUCCCGUUCCUGCAUUUGUCUCUAAAACUCCACAGCACACAGCCUCUUCUUCAUCAUCGCCCUCUCCACCCAAGCUAGGGUUUUGGAAGACAACUCCUUGUUCCCGGAUCAUGCUGAUUUUGCAUACGGCGUGUGGGAAGAAGGGUGUUGUGCUUUGUUUUUUAGACAGGGGAAUGGCUGGCCGAAUGAGAGCCUCCUCCCCUUCUGUGAGUUUUUUACAACAAGCAUGUGAUGUAUGUGGGAUUCUGACAGUGCAGGGAGCCCCCACCCUCUAAAUGUCAAAGACCCUUUCCAGUCACCCACAUGGGUGGUUAUUACAGCAUGGUUCCCGGCCUUACCGUGUCUAAGUGCUUUUCUUGUGUCCUGUAGAUGUUGUGGAAAACACACCACACUGUACCUUUCCCCCCCUGCCCAACCUACCCCCCGCCACCCCUGCUGUCUAUUAUUACAAAUCAGUUUUUCACUUCACUUGAUCUGGCUUCCUACAAAUAACAGCCUUAAUUCAGUCAAGAGUCCCUUUGGGGAAUUGAUUUUCUUUAUUAAAAAAGGUAUCUGAAU
Budorcas taxicolor (takin) is the source of this 2052-nucleotide messenger RNA. RefSeq names its product SPARC (osteonectin), cwcv and kazal like domains proteoglycan 1 (gene SPOCK1). The transcript has 11 exons. Bases 128 to 1447 code for a protein of 439 amino acids. Gene Ontology annotation, molecular function: calcium ion binding; protein binding. The record is from RefSeq and is a predicted model, not a curated record. Lineage: Eukaryota; Metazoa; Chordata; Mammalia; Artiodactyla; Bovidae.